This is a messenger RNA of Cydia pomonella (codling moth), 888 nucleotides long. RefSeq lists its product as uncharacterized. The record is from RefSeq and is a predicted model, not a curated record. The coding region runs from base 1 to 888 and encodes 295 amino acids. The transcript has a single exon. Lineage: Eukaryota; Metazoa; Arthropoda; Insecta; Lepidoptera; Tortricidae.
AUGGACCAUAGUCUUCAGACAGCGGGGUGGGAAGUUGGUGCUAAAAAGAUACAUGACAAGUUUACAUUAACCAUACCACUAUCUCAUUUCUUGGGUUUCGCCGAGGACUACAAGAAGGUAAUAAUGAAUGGGAAACACGAGUUGAUAUUAAAUCGCGCCAGUAUAGAUGUAAACUGUUUAGAUUUAGCACCCGUUGAUCCGAAUACGGUACCGAAACCGCCGACUCCAAAUGGUGAGAUUGAAAUCACUCGUGUCACAUGGAGGAUGCCAGUCAUAAAAGUAUCUGAUAAGGAGAAACUGCGCUUAAUGUCGUAUGUUGAGGGCAGCAUACCAGUUCAGAUAGCGUUCCGCACGUGGGAACUGUAUGAAUAUCCCAUACUACCUUCCUCAGAACGUCAUAUUUGGUGCAUCAAGACUAGUACUCAGCUGGAGAAACCUCGCUAUCUCAUUGUUGGUUUCCAAACGGCACGCAGGAACGACAAGACCAAAGAUAUGAGUAUAUUCGACCAUUGUAAUCUUACCAAUUGCAGGGUGUAUUUGAAUGCACAGUAUUAUCCAUACGAUCCUUUUUCGGCUGAAUUUAAAACAAACAACUAUGCGCUCUUAUAUGAUGCAUUUACCAAUUUCCAACGAUCGUACUACAGCCGUGAUCAUACCAGCCCUCAAGUAAAUUAUGCUCAUUACAAGACACACUCUCCAUUAAUAGUCAUUGACACGUCCAGACAGUGUGACAGCUUCAACUCGGGAGCUGGUGCUAUUGAUAUUAAAUUGGAAAUGGAGUUUAAAGAGAAUGUACCUGCCAACACCACGGCAUACUGUCUCAUUAUCAAUGAUUCACUGUUUGAGUACAACGCUCUCACCAGUGCCACACGUAAAAUCAUUCAGUAG